This is a messenger RNA of Glarea lozoyensis ATCC 20868, 1530 nucleotides long. RefSeq names its product Cytochrome P450. Gene Ontology annotation, molecular function: iron ion binding; monooxygenase activity; heme binding. The record is from RefSeq and is a predicted model, not a curated record. Lineage: Eukaryota; Fungi; Ascomycota; Leotiomycetes; Helotiales; Helotiaceae. The coding region runs from base 1 to 1530 and encodes 509 amino acids. The transcript is spliced from 3 exons.
AUGAUCUACGGACUUUUAUACGGAAUAGGCGCAUUGGUUGCAGUCGCCUACGCCGUGGAAUAUGUCUUGACUCUAAGAGAUGAUUCUACUGAGCCACCCCGUUUACGAUCAAAGGUACCUUUGAUAGGGCAUAUACUUGGAAUCAUUACCAGUGGUCCUUCAUAUCACAGUCAAUUAAAGACUGCUCCCAACACGGAAAUCUUCAGUCUAGGCAUCUUCAACUUCAAACUCUACACAAGUGUUUCAACUCGACUUUUACCGGCCAUUCAAAGGCAGUCAAAGACAUUAUCCUUUCGGCCUAUGAUCCAACAUGUAGCUCGCAGAUGGGGCGAUGCCAGCGACGAGACGAAUGAGAUUUUCGGUGGCCCGACUCUUGUAACCGAUUUCAGCCAUGCGAUGAAAUUGAGUCUCGCCCCUGGACCGCAUCUUGAUGAACAAAACGAAAGGAUGGGGCUGAGGGCGCUAGUCGACAUUGAAGAGCUGUUUGGCACUUCACGUAAAGACCCACAAGGCGGUACCGUUAGAUUCUUGGAAUGGUCUAGGCAUGCAGUAGUUCAGGCAUCUAGCUGUGGAGUCUAUGGAACCUCACACCCAUUUCUUGACACCGAGGUUGAGAAAUCAUUUUGGAAAUGGCACGCCCACCUCUCCGCUCACAUCUCGGGAUUGGAUUUCGACAUCUUGCGGACUGGAUACGCGGCUCGGCAAAAAGUGUUUGAUGCACAUACCAAGUACUGCAACGAUAUUCCACCGGAUGCAUCGCUACUUUUUAGAGAGCGAUGGCGGGUCUUGCGCGAAUCUGGAGUUUUUGAAAGUGAUUGUGUGAAGCAGCAAGCCACGCUUCCUAUCGGUAUGUUGAGUAAUACAGUACCAACUUUUUACUGGACUGUUUGGGAAUUAUUUUCUCGCGAUACGGUCCUCGCAGAAGUAAGAGAGGAGCUAAGCGCAAAUGCGGUGACCAAAGAAGACGACGGAUACGCACUCGAUCUCGCAGCCCUGAAAUCCAAAUGUCCCCUGCUCUUAUCGGUAUUCCAAGAGACCCAGCGAGUCCGACAUAUUCACGCCGCAAUCCGCAAAGUAAUGAAAGACACUCUACUGGACGGCAAGUACCUUCUCAAAGCAGGGAACUACCUGCAAAUGCCCGGCGCUUCUAUCCACCACAACACGCAAAUCUGGGGACCAUCAGCCAAGCAAUUCGAUCCCUAUCGCUUCGUCCCAUCAGGGAAGGCCGUUAAACAUGGCGGCAGUGAUUUUCUCGCCUGGGGCGCUCCCCCACAUCUCUGUCCCGCAAGGCAGUUUGCGGCGACAGAAAUCCUGAUCCUGGUCGCGCUUCUAGCUUUACGAGCAGAUCUGCAGCCAAUCAGCGGUCGCUGGGAGACGGACCCGAAACUCGAUUUCAAUGAUCCCGUUACGGUGUUGAAUCCGAAAGUGGAUGUGCCAUUUAGCGUGAGGGAAAGGGAAGAGUGGGCUGGGAAGACGUGGAGGUUGUGUAUGUCGGAGAGCAAGAUUCGUGUCCCGCUUGCGUCUGGAUAA